AUGGACCCCAAUGGUUUAGCAAUUGCCGGAAUUGUCAGGAGAUUUAAUUCUCGGAAAGGAUUUCUGGCUAAACUUCAAGGUUGGAUUGUCUUGCAAGAUUUAUACACUAAAUGUAUAGAGUUAUUCGCAAUUCGUCAUAGGACCAGCAAGUUCGUAGUUAAAGCGCUCGAUGAGGUUUUCGACCAUUGGGGAACACCGAGGUACAUUGUCACGGAUAACGGUACAGAAUACAUAAAUAAAGAUUUCAGAGCCCUGUUGCUAGCGAGAGGCGUUAAGCAUAUCACUACUUCAUUAAGUCAUCCCCAAAGCAAUCAGGUCAAGCGCGCUAUAAAGUUCCCUGAAAAUAUCGACAACCCAGCCGCCAAAGACUCAAUCGACGAGUGGAUCGCGCGUAUGAAGAAAAUUGACGAAUUCCUUUAUAAAAUCGCAAUUCAAAUAAAGAAAAGCUCAAAAAAGCGUUGA
Molecule: messenger RNA, 462 nt
Organism: Belonocnema kinseyi
Lineage: Eukaryota; Metazoa; Arthropoda; Insecta; Hymenoptera; Cynipidae
Exons: 1
Coding region: 1-462 (153 amino acids)
Biological process (GO): DNA integration
Molecular function (GO): nucleic acid binding
Source: RefSeq, a predicted model, not a curated record